Molecule: messenger RNA, 7237 nt
Organism: Nematolebias whitei (Rio pearlfish)
Lineage: Eukaryota; Metazoa; Chordata; Actinopteri; Cyprinodontiformes; Rivulidae
Gene: cspg4
Product: chondroitin sulfate proteoglycan 4
Exons: 12
Coding region: 1-6744 (2247 amino acids)
Source: RefSeq, a predicted model, not a curated record
AUGAUGAGAGCGCUGCAUCCAGCCCUGGUCGGUGCCCUGCUGACCCUGCUGCUGAUCUGCCUCCCCAGCCCUGGUCAUGGAGAAUCCUACUUUGGAGACAGCUUCUGCCAUCUACAAGCCGUCCAAGAUGUCUCCACCUUCCAGCUGUCUCUACAGAUCAAGACAAGCCGCCGAAGUGGGCUUCUGCUCUUGGCUGCAGGAAUGGAGGAUUACUUGUUCCUUGAGCUCCUAAAUGGGAAAAUACAGGCACGAAUGAACCUGGGGGCUGGGGAAGUUCAACUGUCCUCAUCUCAGGGAGUGCAGCUCAACAACCUUGUGCACCACAAAGUGUCGCUGACUUUUCAAGAUGGCCAGCUCACCAUGACCAUUGAUGAUCUCUACCCUACAUAUGUCCCUGUGGAUGACGAUGGAGAAAAGCUCAACAUCGACCUGGGCAUUUGGCUUGGAGGGACAGGAGACCUGGAUGUCCUCUACCUCAGCAAUGCAAUCCCUCCCUUCCGUGGUUGCAUGACUGACAUAAAAUUUGUGUCCCAUCAGUUUGACAUCCUCACCUCAGCAUUUAAGCAGUGCCAUGAUACAAAGGAAUCCUGCAGCAGUGAGUUUGAGGCUGGGGAUGGGGAGGCAAUCAGUUUCAGCACUCCUGAUUCCUUUGUAUCCUUUCCUACAUGGAGUGGGGCUGCUGGUGCUCCGAAAACGUUGGAGUUUCUAAUGAAAACCACCAUAGAGGACGCUUUACUUGUUUUUCACCAUGGUCAAGAGUCAGACUUCAUUGCUAUCGGUGUUGCAAAAGGCCAUCUUAAAGGUGUAAUAGACCUUGGAGGAGGUAUGGAGGAACUUGACAAUACACAGAUACAGCUGGAUGAUGACCAGUGGCAUAGAAUUAAGGUUCAGCUCAACCCAGACUCUUUUAGUCUUAAUAUAGACAGCCAGUCAUCCUCCAUUCCACUCGACUCAUCAGAAAAACUGAACUUGGUAGGAACCUUAUAUAUUGGAGGCAUCCAGGGAAAAAUGAAAGAAGUCUUUCGUGAGAGUGGCUCGUUGAGUCGUUUUGAGGAACACAUGACAUCUGAAUCUUUCAUUGGAUGCUUGGGGGAAAUCAAAGUAAAUCAGAAGGAUAGAAGCCUGCAGGAUGCUUUGGUGACAAAAGAUGUUCAUGUCAAAUGUGAAGGCGAAGACUACGAUUACUCAAGUUAUUAUGAUGGAGACAUAACAACAACCUCCCCACCUGUUAGCAUUCUAUAUACUGACCCCACAUUGAAAGACCAAGAUUGUUAUCCAACAGACGACUGGCCUGAGAUAUUCAGAAACGUUACUAAAUUUCUUGACAUCGCCCCUCUGCGUGUUCCAGAAGGUGGAGAAAUGUUUCUUGAUUUUUACAACUUAAACCCUACGUUUGACCUGGGUUCUGCAGGAAUCCGUCAAUCUCAAGUUAUCUUUACUCUUGAGGGUGAUCCCUGGUACGGCCUGGUUGAUAUCAAUGUUAGCAGGAAACACAUGAAAAAGUUCACCCUCCUAGAUGUUGUCAACAAGAAAAUUAAGUACAUGCAUGAUGGAAAUGAAAGACAUGAAGACCAGAUUCAGCUUGAGGUUAUUGUUCAGGGUAUUGACUACCUUCCAGAAUGUCUAAAAACUACUCAAAAGUAUACACUUCCUGUUGUGAUUCUUCCAGCUGAAGAACUGCCACAAGUCAGUGAAGAAAUAAUUAUCAUUGCAGAAAACGCCAGGACUCGUAUGAGUCCCAGUCUUAUCAAAGUCUUAGAUUCUGACUUUAGUUGUGAGCAGUCAGUAGUAAUGGUGACCCGGGAGCCUUCCACGAAUUUUGGUCAUUUGGAAAAUGAUGAACAACCAGGAAGAAGCAUCUCAGAGUUCACUUGCAGAGAGCUGAGAGAUGGAACUAUCUAUUUUAUACACAGAGAAGGUGACAGUGAUGAAAUCACCAUACAAGUGUCUGAUGGUCAGUCAGUAAUCCAGUCCAGCACAUUCAAGUUGUUGGUGACACAACCACAUAUCGUUUUCACCAGCAACUCUGGCCUUACUUUGUUCCAAGGAGGCAAUGCAUCCAUAGGUGUUCAGAAUCUGGGUAUUCUCCCUCAACCUCGUGAUGGAGACAUCAUGUAUAACCUCACACAACCUCCAAGGUUUGGUGAACUGAAAAUCAAGACAAGCAAUGGUGUGUACAAGCAAGUUACAAGUUUCCACCAAUCCCAUCUAGAGCAAGAACUUAUUAGAUACUUCAGCACAGAUUCAAGUAACCAGGAAGACACUGUGAUGGAUGAGUUUCGAUUUGGUGCCCAUCUGGGCCAGUUGUCUUUUAUGAAUAACAGCCUUUUAGUCAUGAUUUUCCCUGCAACAGUGAAGAUUUUAAGCAAGGGCUCACUUAAAAUCAAGCCUGGUGAAAAAAAAAUUAUUGGAUCCACAAUGCUUCAGGCACAAGUAAUGAAUAAACACUUGGAUCCACAAACAGUUAAAUACAUCCUUGUCAAAGCUCCAACACUCGGUAGUCUCCAACUGUCAGACAAAGAGCUGGUUGAAGGUGGCAUGUUCACUCAGAAAGACAUUUUGGACAAUGCCAUCAGUUACAAAGUCCAGAAGCAAACAGAUGUGGAUAGUCCUGACCAGUUUCAAUUCAGAGUUCAUGCAGAGGACCAGUACUCUCCUUUAUAUACAUUCCCAAUUAACAUUUUUGCCAGUUUGGAUGAAAAUGUUUUGACUAUCAAAGAGUUGGUAGUUUUCCAAGGGGGUGAGCAGACUUUGAACAAAAACUACCUUUGGCUUCAGUCUCAAAGUUCCACAGAAUUUUUGUAUCAGGUCAAACAAGAGCCGAAGCAUGGACGACUGAUCAGAGACUCCCCGCCCGGAGAACCGAGAUUUGAUGAGGCCAUUAGAGUUUUUAGUAAUGAAGAUCUCCAGCAUAACAGGUUGAUAUACAAGCAUGAUGGCUCCAAGACGAGCAGUGAUGAGUUUCAUUUUGUAGCAAAUGAUCGAAGUACAGACAUCUCAGAAACAGUGACAGGUGUCUUCAGAAUACUGAUCCAGUCCAAGAACGAGCACGCUCCUGUCAGAAUAGUGGAUAAAGUCUUGAAAGUUGUCCGCCACAGUCAGCGCCUGCUCACAACUGAUGUCAUUAAGUUUAAAGAUGAUGACUCCGGUUUCAAUGACACUCAGAUUGUCUACGCUCGAGAGGGAAUCCUCUCAGGAAAUAUCGUCUCAGCAUCUAAUCCACAGCAGCCCCUUUUCCGUUUUACUCAAGCUGACCUGAGAGACAAGAAAAUCCUUUUCGUUCACCGUGGAGCCGAUCGGGAACGGUUUCCAUUACAGGUGUCAGAUGGCUUCCAUAAAACCACUGCUCUGCUUGAGAUUCAGGCCGGUGAGCCCUACCUGCACGUGGUCAGCAACGCAACCAUCGAUAUUGACCACGGAAGCACCACGACUCUUGACACAAGUCUGUUGAGCGCCGACUCCAACAUGGAUAUCAGGGAUGACAGUAAGAUCAAGUUCCAGAUUACUUUGCCACCCAGUGAUGGCAGGAUCAUCGUGAGUGGGAUUGAAGCUUUAGAAUUCACCCAAGAGGACCUGAAAAAAGGCGUUGUGUCGUACGAGCACAACUAUGAGAGUCUGAGGUCCAGGGACUCAUUCAGCUUCACUGUCCAAGCAAAAGGUCAUUCUGAAGAGGGUACUUUCAAGAUUAAAAUACUCAAGGAAGGUUACCUUUCUGAGCUGGAGGUGAUCACCAAUGAGUUGAUCAUUUCCUAUGAAGGAGAGCACACCAUAAUCAGCCAGGAUCAUCUCAAGGUGGAGCAGGAGGACAGUCUGCCCACAGAAAUGAUGUUCACAGUUAAAAUGCCUCCCAGGCUCGGUCAUGUGGUCAUGCUGAAAAACAGUUCAGACGAGACGGCCUCGCCUGUCCUCGACUACAUUCACUCCUUUUCUCAGGAGGACAUUGAUCAGGGGCACAUCCUUUAUGUGUCUUCAUCGAUUCAGGGCUAUGACUCCUUCACAGUGGAUGUCAGUAACGGUGUAAACACAGUGGAGGACCUCCAAGUCACAAUAAACAUCGUGCCCCGGUUUAUUCCCAUCCAGACCUUCAACUUUUCAGUGAAGGAAGGCCUUAGCAAAGCAAUUAAUGAAGAGAUUGUGAACAUCUCUCAUCCUUUCUAUAGCUCAGCAAACAUUGACUUCUUUGUGGAAGAACCUCCACAGCAUGGUGAACUCCGCAACCUGGAUGGGGAUGAACUCACUUACUUUACGUGGGAUGAGGUGAAGCUCGGGCGCGUCAUCUACAUGCACGACAGCACCGAGACCACGGAGGACAGCUUCACACUCUCUGCCUCGGCUUAUGAGAUCGAGCGCCGCAGUCAUCCUGUCGCCAUCUCCAUCACGAUCAUACCGGUGAACGACGAGGCGCCGAAGCUGACACGCAACACCGGCCUGGAGGUUCUCGCUGGCGAAGAAGCUGAUAUCACCUCCAGCAUGCUGAGCACAGAGGAUGCAGAUACCCCCGCAGAGGAGCUGGUUUACCACGUUGAAAUGCCAACCAAUGGGAUGGUGGCAUUAAAAGAAGAGCCCGAGGAGAGCGUCCUAAAUUUCACACAGGCUCACAUAAACAAAGGGGAGGUCGUCUUCAUCCAUGAGGGUGAAGAGUCCGGCGGUUUCAGUUUCACCGUGACCGAUGGAGAGCACACAUCACCUCUCUAUCUGUUUGCCGUCACAGCCAGGCCUCUCACCAUCACCAUGGUAACGAAGGAGGAGCUUGUGGUGUUUCCAGGAACUCGGCAGCCCAUAACAAGAGCCAACCUCGGGGCUAAAACCAGUGAGGACGGGAAUGAGAUCAACUUCCUGCUUGUCCGUCCGCCCCGGUUUGGAAGGCUCCUGGUAGCCAGGAACAAGAACCAGCAUGAAGAAACGAAGCAGUUCUCACAGUCACAGACAAACUGUGAAGUGCUCCAUGGUUUGGAAGUUGUGCAGGGCCAGAGCAAAACGAUCGACAGUACCAUUCUUGACGCCUCCAAUCUUCUGGCGAGUGUGCCUGAAGCCAAUCGAGUCGACGUGGAUGUGGUUUUUGAGAUUAAGCGUUUUCCCAGUCAUGGUCGGAUUACCCUGAAUGGAGAGGACCUGCCACGAAAAGCUCCCACGUUCAUGCAGCAAGAUGUGUCUGAAGGAAAGCUGGAUUACCUCCAUGAUGACUCAGGGGUUGCCUCCGACAGCUUUUCUUUCAGAGCCCGACUAAAGUCUGAGGGCCGUGGCGUGUCGUCCCCUGCUGAGUCUGUUGUUCUGGAGGAGGUCUUCCAUGUUUCAGUCAAACAGCGGGGCUCGGACCCCCCUGAACUAGUCACAACAGAUAUGCUCUUUGAGGUUCUCCAAGGCUCCAUGACUGUCUUGACUCAGAAUCAUCUCAACACUCAGGAUGAAGACAGCCCACCGGAUGAGGUUCACUUCAAGGUGACCAAAGCACCUGGCAAUGGAAAUCUGGUUAACCCUAUCACACUGGAAUCCAUCGCUGAGUUCACACAAGAGAUGGUCAAUCGUGGGGAAGUGGGCUUCAGCAGCGACGGCAGCCUUAAAGAAGGCUUUUUAGAAUUUGUAGUGUCAGAUGGAGAACACCAAACUGAGCCGUUCACGCUACACAUCGGCAUUCUGGCUCGAAAACUGCUUCUUGGCAAAGUCUCUGAGAUCAAGGUUAAGCAGGGUGAUGAUCAGACUCUAGUAACGGAGGACCUGUUAAAGGCUACAACUGGGGGCCCGGUUGAGGAGGACAUCCUUUACAAAAUCACUAGCGUUCCAAAGUAUGCGGCUAUCAUGGUGGACCGGCAGCCCACGUCCGCCUUUACCCAGAAACAGAUCAGUGAAGGCAGAGUCAGCGUUCGCUUUGUCAAGUCCACAUCACCUCGAGACAGCAUUUCAUUUACAGCCCGGAGCCGUGCAGCUAAUGCCUCCUCUGUCCUCAACAUCACAGUACAGCCUUUGGCCAAGAUCGCUCAGGAUCCUCUGUUACCUCGGGAUACAAUCGUCCAGCUGGAUAGAAAUCUUCUAGAUGCAACUCUACUGGCCAACAAGACCAGAACCUCCCCCACAUUCACAAUCAUCCAGCAGCCAAAGGGCGCUCGUUUUCUGACAUCUGGGGGUCCUGGUGCAGGUCACCCAGUGGACUCAUUCAGCCAGAAGGAUCUGAACGAAGGUCGUGUUGCGAUGGAAAUCUUAGAUGGUGCCUCUGGGUCACAAGAUGGUGUUAAUCAAGAUGAGGCUCGCUUCCUACUCAAAGCCCACGGAGUCCCUCCUGCAGAAUGUGUGCUUUCCUUCCACACAGGCCCUUACAAUGCUUCUGGGGUUUACCCCGCCACUUUACUGAGAACUCCCUACAAUAGGGACCACCCAGACUGGUCCCUUGGAGACCAUCUUACCACUGCAUCUCCUGACUCCGGCUCCCACGGGAACCCACAUGUUUCCCGCCGCAACAACUUCUGGUCUAUUUUCAUCCCUAUCCUGAUAGUCCUCCUUCUCUUACUUCUGGCAGCCGUCUUGGCCUACUACCUGAUCCGAAAAAACAAGACGGGCAAACACGACGUCCAGACGGCAGCAUUUAAGCCCAAAAACGGAGAGGUGGCCACAACAGAGACCUUUCGCAAAACCGACCCAGCCAAUAACAUUCCCAUGACCAACGUAGACUCCAAAGAUGCAGACCCGGAGCUGUUGCAGCACUGUCGGACAUCAAACCCGGCCUUGAAAAAGAACCAAUACUGGGUUUGAGACACGUUUGGACGAAGCAAAAAGGAAGUUGAAUCUCGUGUUUGGAAGCCUCCUCGUAUCAUUCCUCUCAGUAUUAAGGACCUUUUGCCACAGCAGACCAAAUGAUACACAUUGCUGAUGCCAUCUCUGUGGAACUGUGGACAUCGUCUCAGGCAAGAAAACACUGAACACUUAUUGGCAAAGAAAGAAGCUGUAUUUUAUCUUAGGAGGCCACGGCUAUUUAUUUUGGAUUCAUCAUUCCUCGUUGUCAACGAGCACAAACGAAGACAUGAACAUGCUAUAUGUUUGCAAAAGAAAUUAGAUUUUUUUGAUGUGCUCUGUCGUUUUCAGUAUUAUAGGCAAACAUUAAUCGCUUGAGAUUUUAGGAAAUUUAGAAUAUAUUUUUGGAGUAUUUCAGUUUUUCAAUGGGAAAAUUAGUAAAAGGUGUUGAAGUGAAAAUGUGUCAAGAAGAGGAAGGAGCGCCUUUAUGGUUUUUCUUUGUUUCACUUGGUAU